AUGAAAAAAAUCAAAGGCAUCUUGAUCACCUUGAUCGUGAUUUACGUGGCGACAGCGAUCCUGGGGGAGAAUUUUCUGGGGGGAUACAACCAAGGGAAGCUGCUGGAGCGAACCGGGCUUUAUGGACUGUUGGGAAUUGGAGUGGCGUUUGUGAUUAUUACCGGUGGCAUCGAUCUUUCGAUUGGCUCUGUCGUUUGUUUGGUAGGUUGCGGGGUUCCCUGGUUGGUGAUGAAGCAACAAUGGUCUCCGGGGAGUGCGGUGAUGAUGGCGAUCGUGGUGUCCAUGUGCAUUGGGCUUUGGCACGGUCUCUUGAUUACGAAACUGAAGUUGCAACCCUUUGUGGUGACACUUUGUAGUUUGCUGAUUUUCCGGGGAGCAACGCGGGGGCUUGCCGAGGACCAAUCGCAGGGCUUUGGUGGCGAGUACGAAGCGUUUCGGAUUUGGGGGACCGAGGCGAUUGCGGUGACAGGAAAAUUUGGAAUUCCUUAUCCCUUUGUCAUCCUGAUCGUAGUGGCAGCGAUUGCCUGGGUCUUCUUGAAUAAGACCAUUUGGGGGCGAUAUCUUUUUGCACUGGGUAAUAACGAGGAAGCAGCCCGGCUGAGUGGAAUCAACACCGAUCGAAUGGUGAUUCUCUCUUAUGUGAUUUGCUCAAUGUUGGCUGCGCUGGGCGGGUUGCUCUUUAUUUUGAAUGGAAAUUCAGCCCAGCCGAGUGACUUUGGAAACUUUUACGAGCUCUAUGCAAUCGCAGCGGCGGUGCUGGGUGGGUGCAGUCUUCGCGGAGGAGAAGGAACCAUCGUGGGGGUCGUGAUUGGGACCGCAGUGAUGCAGCUCUUGAAAAACAUGAUCAACCUGGUCGAUUGGCUGAAAUCCCACAUGGAGUUCCUGAUUGUGGGAGUCGUCCUGCUGAUUGCGGUUGUUGCCGAUGAGUUGAUCAAAAGACGAAAGGGAACAGAAAAGAAGAGAGGUUGGUUUUUCUUCUUCGAAACGUAA
Messenger RNA from Nerophis lumbriciformis (worm pipefish), 990 nucleotides. NCBI's taxonomy places the organism in Eukaryota, Metazoa, Chordata, Actinopteri, Syngnathiformes, Syngnathidae. The record is from RefSeq and is a predicted model, not a curated record.